UAUCUCUCGCCCCUACCUCCUUUCCUUUCCUUCAUCCUUUCAUUCCUCUGUUUCCUUACUGACAUCUGUUUUGCUCAGUACCUCUACGCGAUCAGCCGUAGUAUCUGAGCAAGCUUUUUUAAAGAACCUUUCUAGUAUCUUACAAAGAACUACAAAGUUCACAAACCUUCACAAUGGGUAAGGAAGACAAGCAGCACAUCAACAUCGUCGUUAUCGGCCACGUCGAUUCCGGCAAGUCCACCACCACUGGUCACCUGAUCUACAAGUGUGGUGGUAUCGACCAGCGUACCAUCGAGAAGUUCGAGAAGGAAGCCGCUGAGCUCGGUAAGGGUUCUUUCAAGUACGCUUGGGUUCUUGACAAACUCAAGUCCGAGCGUGAGCGUGGUAUCACCAUCGAUAUUGCCCUCUGGAAGUUCCAGACCUCCAAGUAUGAGGUCACCGUCAUUGAUGCCCCCGGUCACCGUGAUUUCAUCAAGAACAUGAUCACUGGUACCUCCCAGGCUGAUUGCGCUAUCCUCAUCAUUGCCUCCGGCCCUGGUGAAUUCGAGGCUGGUAUCUCCAAGGAUGGCCAGACCCGUGAGCACGCUCUGCUCGCUUUCACCCUCGGUGUCCGUCAGCUCAUUGUUGCCCUCAACAAGAUGGACACCAACGGCUGGUCCCAGGACCGUUACAACGAAAUCGUUAAGGAGACCUCCAACUUCAUCAAGAAGGUCGGCUACAACCCCAAGGGUGUUCCUUUCGUCCCCAUCUCCGGUUUCAACGGUGACAACAUGAUCGAGGUCUCCACCAACUGCCCCUGGUACAAGGGUUGGGAGAAGGAGACCAAGGCUGGCAAGUCCACCGGUAAGACCCUGCUCGAGGCCAUCGAUGCCAUUGAGCCCCCGGUCCGUCCCACCGACAAGCCCCUCCGUCUUCCCCUCCAGGAUGUCUACAAGAUCUCUGGUAUCGGUACUGUGCCCGUCGGUCGUGUCGAGACUGGUGUCAUCAAGCCCGGUAUGGUCGUUACUUUCGCUCCUGCCAACGUGACCACUGAAGUCAAGUCCGUUGAAAUGCACCACCAGCAGCUCCAGGCCGGUAACCCCGGUGACAACGUUGGUUUCAACGUCAAGAACGUCUCCGUCAAGGAAGUCCGCCGUGGUAACGUUGCCGGUGACUCCAAGAACGACCCCCCCAUGGGCUGCGCUUCCUUCAACGCCCAGGUCAUCGUCCUCAACCACCCCGGUCAGGUCGGCGCUGGUUACGCUCCCGUCCUCGACUGCCACACCGCUCACAUUGCUUGCAAGUUCUCUGAGCUCCUUGAGAAGAUUGACCGCCGUACCGGUAAGGCUGUUGAGAGCAACCCCAAGUUCAUCAAGUCUGGUGAUGCUGCCAUCGUCAAGAUGGUUCCCUCCAAGCCUAUGUGUGUUGAGUCCUUCACCGACUUCCCUCCUCUCGGUCGUUUCGCUGUCCGUGACAUGAGACAGACCGUCGCUGUCGGUGUCAUCAAGAGCGUCGAGAAGUCUGCUGGCGCCGCUGGUAAGGUUACCAAGGCCGCCCAGAAGGCCGGCAAGAAAUAAGCUGGUUAAUAUGUGCGGGGAUGCAAUUAUGAACCUUUUAUGAGCACAAAAAUAUGGAAUUCUCAUGAAUUUAGACUUGAGUUAUGUAGUUGAUCCUACAGACUUGAAUCAUGACUUUUUUCGUUAAAUCUGUUUUCUGUAGACCGUAAGUUGUUUUCUGUGAGUUGUCACAUGGAUCUCUAGGCCUAAUCACAUUCAACAAUGCCCUACCAGCGUAGACUGUGACUGUUCCUUAGUCUGUGGUGUGCGCAGGUGUAACCCCUCCUUGUUGAAGCUGUGACUAGUUCUUGAUAAGACAUGCUUGUUGGAGUCCUCAUAGCGAUGUUCAUCCCCUGCUGGCUAGUAUCCAUCGAUCAAUGUCCUUUCUUGCACCAUCAACAACCUGUACAUGUAUUAUCAUCAAGCCCUGCAUGGUUGGCAUCACACCCUUGAGUGUAUGGGAAGUACCAAUGUUCUUGGAUAUUUUAUACUCUUAGAACUCUGUUCAUAUCAGAGAACCCCUGAUGGGUCUGUUCCGUCGCGAAAUAUAUUCCCUGGUGGCACAGUGAAAUUGAGAUUCUAC
Aspergillus pseudonomiae is the source of this 2118-nucleotide messenger RNA. RefSeq names its product elongation factor 1-alpha. Lineage: Eukaryota; Fungi; Ascomycota; Eurotiomycetes; Eurotiales; Aspergillaceae. Gene Ontology annotation, molecular function: translation elongation factor activity; GTP binding; GTPase activity. Bases 174 to 1556 code for a protein of 460 amino acids. Gene Ontology annotation, biological process: translation; translational elongation. The record is from RefSeq and is a predicted model, not a curated record. The transcript has 3 exons.